Messenger RNA from Cyphellophora europaea CBS 101466, 3186 nucleotides. RefSeq lists its product as uncharacterized. Gene Ontology annotation, molecular function: ADP binding. The transcript has 2 exons. Bases 1 to 3186 code for a protein of 1061 amino acids. NCBI's taxonomy places the organism in Eukaryota, Fungi, Ascomycota, Eurotiomycetes, Chaetothyriales, Cyphellophoraceae. The record is from RefSeq and is a predicted model, not a curated record.
AUGGACGCUAUGCGUCUGAAGCUGGAGAAGACGGCGGCACGCGUGCGUGUUGAUGGCACCGCCGAGACCUCGAAGAGAUUGGAAGCUAAACCUGUGGCUACAGAGACGCUUGAAGCACAGCGACUCAGCUCCAUUCAAGGUACGAGACUGCGUGUUUCCCGGGUUGAAGGUCAGUAUACUAACACGAACUGCAAUCAAGCGCUCACGAGUGGUGGGAGCGGCACUCGACCCACCGCCCGGUUAUCGUUGCCAGCAAAGAUGCUGAAUCCCCAGUUCGCGGGUCGCGAUGCGCUUUUGCUUCGAAUUCAGAAAACCCUAAACCCCCCAACUAUACCCACCGAACCUGCACACCUGUGUUUGUGUGGUAUACCGGGUGUCGGUAAGACCCAGACAGCGCUAGCCUUCGCACAAAGCACCGUGUCAACCCAGAGUAGUAGUGCUGCCUCAUAUGCCCACCAGUUCCUCGUCAACGGCCAGUCGCUGGCCUCUGUACAGAACGAUCUCGUCCGACACGCAAAACUCGUCGACGACCCUGCCGCGGCUUCGCUUCGCAAGGAACCGGAGCUGAUCGGUUGGUUCAUUGCCUGGCUCAAGACUGCAGACCGGUGGCUACUCAUCUUGGAUGAUGUUCAUGAUACCAGUGCGGUUUAUGGUCUCCUGCCCUCCUCGGGGAACGGCCACAUCAUCUACACGACACGCAGUCCUCAGACGGCGAAACUCCUCUGUGGUGGCACUACCGCCAAUGUGAUAGAGAUGGCUCAAAUGCAAGCGGACGAGAGCAGGGAGAUGUUGUUGUCCGUCAUGAGAGACUCGACGUGCACAGUGUCGCCUGCCGAUACCAACACCGCCAUCGAAGAGAUCUCUGCAUUCUGCGGUGGCCUCCCCCUGGCUAUGGGACAGCUGGUGCGCAAUGCUGACUCCCACGGCCUGCACUGGAGACAAGCGCUGGCCAAUGCGAAGCAGAAGCGCAGCUUCCUGGAGCAGAAAAACAUCAACGGCUUCUACGCAGGCAACCUUUCCACGGGGGCGAUUCUAAUCUCAGCCCUCGAUCAGCUCAAGAGCAAAGACAGAUCUGAGAUGGCUGCAGCGCUCUUCCCGGUGCUAGCAUAUCUGGAACCGUCGUCCAUUUCUCAUAAGAUGCUAGUCGACGGUGGAACUCAAUUGAGUGCUUGGUUCACCCGAACAGUCACCUAUGACAGAGGCUGCAGCCGAACCGUGGAAGGCGACAGGGCAUUGGCUAAUGCCCGUCGAAACAGACUUACCGCACAGCAACUUACUGGCGCCCCUGACGCUCCUUGGUAUGAACGGCUGAGAAGCGUUCCUAGAGCCAGUGUCCGGCACCGCAACAAGCCUCUGCCGCGUGUAGAUCCCCCGGCUGAUAUCGAGCUCCAAAACCGGUGGCAGCAAGCAACCGCUAUCCGUGAUGUCUUUGAAAGCGAAGUCCACCUCAACAAAGCCCUCAACUUCCUCGACGACUCCGGUCUCGUCCGCAACAUUGGCAACAACACGUUCUGGAUCCAUGAUCUGUUCGCCGAACUCACGAGAGCGUAUCUCGAAUCUAUGAAUACGUCAGCUUCGACAGGCGCAACCAACGUAAAACCCCCUUCCACGAGCCACACGGCUCAAACCACACUCCACCUAUGUGCCACACUGGUCUACCUCGCUUUCCCCCCUAUUCUCCCACGUCACCCUGUGACGACAGAGUGUCUCAUGCUCCUACCGCACUUGGAGGUCGUUCUCUCGCACCUCUCCUCCUCUCCACUCUCAUCGUCCUCGACGUUGUCAUCAUCGGCGUCCUCUUCCUCGUCAACCACCAUCGAAAGCACCCUAGCUGACGCCACCGUAGGUGCCGAACUCAACUACAUCGCCGGCUGCGUGACCGAUCUCAAGGAGAUGCGGCUCGGCAUCAGCCGCGGCGCAUGGCCGGGCACACUGGACCAAAGGCGUGCAGCCGCCAGCCUGCCGUACUUCCGCGUCGCGCAUGCGGGCUACGCGGCUGCAGCGCAAAGGGUGAUCAGCAGGCUACUGCUAGAUUACAAGCCGAAGCGGGUGCGGAGGAUGGUGAGUGAGGCUGUAAGCUGGGAUUUCGAUCUCGAGAAUUUUGCUCAGACGAGGGGUCAGGGCAGAAUGUACUACAGUCCGGUACGGCAUGCGUGGGACUGCGAGCGAUUCGGCAGCGAUCCCGUGCGGCGGAGGGCAGACAGCUUGCUGAAGCUGGGGUUGGUGUGCCGGCUCGCCGGCCAUGGGGACGAGGCGGUGAGGUAUCUCCGGGCGGCGCAGCAGGACUAUACGCUGCUCUUGGGCCAGAGCCACGAACUCACCGAGGAGGCGAGGGUGAUGCUGCAGGUGACGUACGAAAAGGCUGGCCAAUGGGAGGAGGUGCUUGGCGUAGUGCAAGAGCGAUAUCGUGUAGUUGCUUUCACAGCCAGGUCUAACGCUGGCUCGGGCUGGAGAGGUCCUUUCUUCGGACGACAAUCCAUCCCGCAAUUCGGCCUGAUCGAUUGCCAUCGGCCACUGCUGGACGCAGCUGCUACUGCGCUGUCGCACCUGGGUCGGCAUGAGCAGGCCAUUUUGUUCCUGGAGACGCUCUACCAGCUCAACGAGCGGCAAUCAGGGAAGCACUCGAAGCACCUCAUUCCUGUUGCGAAGUCUUUGGCGGUGGUGCACGGCCGUGCCGCGCAAUGGGCGUCUUGUGUAUAUUGGUGGUGUGUAGUGUUUGGUCUCGUUUUCGGCGCGGUGGACGGUGAAGACGUGGUAUAUGAGGGAAGCGAUGGAGGCGAAAACGAGGACGACAGAGAACUUGAGACAAGGCUUGGAGAUGAGGCAAGAGAUGCAGAUGUGCACAGCCUACUGGAGGAGGAAGGAUGGUGGCUGAAGGAUGGAUACCUAGCCAUGCAGAGGGGUAUGCCGGAGGAGCUGACGAUGUGGGACUUUGCGCUCGGCAAGUGGAGGGAGGAGCUAUGUGCGGGAGGCGGGCACCCAGGUACCUCGGAGGAUGCUCUAGCUGCUUUGGUGAGCAAGAUAGAGAGGGACCUGGCGGUCUGGAAGAGGAGGUUGGAUCUCAAGCGUAGAAAGGACAGAGAAAGAGAAGAGAGGGAAAUCAGAGAAGUGAUGGAGGAGGCUGCAUCGAGGGCAGCACGGUCGUGGCCUGCGGACAGAAGUAGUGUAGACGUUGCGGACACCUGA